CCAUCGAGCAGAAACCCUAAACCCUCGCUGUGCAACGGCCUGCGGCGGCGGCCGCCCCUCCUCCUUCCUCACGCUGGUUGUCCUCCUCCCCGACCAGGGCUUGCCGUCGCCCACCCUCACUCGGGGACGGUCGCCCUCCGCCCACUCCUGCUGGUAACGGGGGCGGAGCCAGCACUAGCAAUCAGCAGGAUCAAAAAUGAGCGACGACGUGAUAUGGCACUGCAUCCGCCACAACCACUGCAGCUUCAUGGCCAAGAUUACGACAGGGAUAUUCUGCCGGAAUCCCUACAACGCGACGGGCAUAUGCAACAGGAGCUCCUGCCCUCUUGCCAACAGUCGUUAUGCCACCAUCCGGGAUCAUGACGGUGUCUUCUAUCUGUACAUGAAAACUGCUGAAAGAGCUCAUCUGCCAAACAAAUUAUGGGAGAGAGUCAAACUGCCAAGGAAUUAUGAGAAAGCAAUGGAUGUCAUUAACAAGCAUCUUGAAUUUUGGCCUAAGUUACUUGUGCACAAGAUCAAACAGCGGCUGACAAAAAUGACUCAAUAUCGUAUAAGAAUGAGGAAACUUCAACUUAAAGUGAGGGAGAAGGUUAUGACAAUGCCCAGGAAGCAAACUCAGCGUGAUCUCAGGAGACUGGAGAAAGCUGAAAAGGCUGCUCAACUAGAAAAGAACAUUGAAAUUGAAUUGAAGGACCGCCUGAAGAAAGGUGUUUAUGGUAGUGAUGUUUGUAACAUUCCCUUCAAAAAGUUUGAUGAAGUUCUUGAUAUGGAAAGAGAUGAAGUGGUUCUUGAAGAAGAGGAUGAAGAAGAAGGCGAGGUAGAAUAUGUCGAAGGUGAUGACAUGGAAGAUAUGGAUCACAUGGAAGAUAUGGAAGAUUUUGAAGGCCUCAGUGAUGGAGGCACAGACGAAGAUGAUCAUUUGGAUGACCAAGUGCCAAAGAAACCCAAGCGAUCGGGUUCUGAUUUGAAGCAAAAUGCUGGGAAAAGGUCUAGGAAGGUUAUGACUGAGGUGGAACAAGACGAAGAGACAAAUACCCGGCAAAGGACGCGAAUGUGAAUUCUGCAAGGGUAACUUCAGUAUGUGCUGAUAGGUGCCAGUGGGUCACUUUUGUUGUAUGUUAGAUCAUUUUAUUUGCCUUCUUUAUUUUAAUGCGUCACCUGGGUUCCUGAGGAGAAGCGAUCAAUACUUGUCCAUGCUCUGCGACUAGGCUAACUAAAAAAUUGGCCUGCACAGUCUACUCAACUGAUGCAGCCAAUCUGAAUCCUGGGAUUGAGAUCGUCUGCAGUCACCUACAAUGACUGCACUCGGCAGUCUCUGCAUC
Panicum virgatum (switchgrass) is the source of this 1322-nucleotide messenger RNA. Its product is annotated as protein MAK16 homolog B-like. The coding region runs from base 197 to 1057 and encodes 286 amino acids. Gene Ontology annotation, biological process: maturation of LSU-rRNA; maturation of 5.8S rRNA. Lineage: Eukaryota; Viridiplantae; Streptophyta; Magnoliopsida; Poales; Poaceae. Gene Ontology annotation, cellular component: preribosome, large subunit precursor; nucleolus. The record is from RefSeq and is a predicted model, not a curated record. The transcript is spliced from 9 exons.